AUGGACAACUCUACAUCCACCCAACCCUCGCGUCACAGCGCUACCUCCGACGGCAACGCCUCGCUCUACAUCCUCAUCGUCAUCUCCUUCUACGGCUUCUUCCUCUGCGUCCUCCUCCUCGGCUACAUCCGCUCCAAACGCCGCGAGAAAAGCCGCACCAACAUCUUCACCAAACUCGUCCACGACAACGAGAAGCGCGAGUGGGGAGCCAUGCCCAAGAAAAGCAGCCUCUCGCACACGCCGUCCGGGUCCGUGCCCACGCUGCCGUUCUGCAGCAGCCACUCGGGGCACCUGGAGAUGUUGGGGGUCCACGGCGCCUUCACCCUCAACCCGUUAGCGUGUGCUCAGUGCGCGGAGCAGAGCAGCGUUAGCUCCCUCUGCUCCUCCUCCUCAGACGCCAGGGUCACCAUCGAGGAGGAGCAGCAGGAGGAGGCGGAGGACCAGGGAAGCAGGAGGAGCGGUGGUGGUGAUUCUGGAUGA
Messenger RNA from Knipowitschia caucasica, 480 nucleotides. NCBI's taxonomy places the organism in Eukaryota, Metazoa, Chordata, Actinopteri, Gobiiformes, Gobiidae. The record is from the annotation of a GenBank genome assembly.